Molecule: messenger RNA, 1550 nt
Organism: Camellia sinensis
Lineage: Eukaryota; Viridiplantae; Streptophyta; Magnoliopsida; Ericales; Theaceae
Product: NAC domain-containing protein 43
Biological process (GO): regulation of DNA-templated transcription
Molecular function (GO): DNA binding
Source: RefSeq, a predicted model, not a curated record
ACAUAUAAAUCCACACUAUCCUCUACAUAUACCCAUGUGUUUGAGUACACCAAUGUCUUAUAACUAGCCCUUCUUUCAUAGUCAUACAUCUCUCUCUCUCUCUCUGUGAAGCUUCCUCUUUCAAUGUCUUAGAUCACCAAUUUUACUAGUUCCAAACUUGUGUAAGCUAGCUCUGUCCGAAUGCCAGAAAAAACCAUGAGCAUAUCCGUAAAUGGGCAAUCUCAGGUCCCUCCUGGCUUUCGGUUUCAUCCAACAGAAGAGGAACUCUUGCAAUAUUAUCUGCGGAAGAAGGUUUCAUUCGAGAAGAUCGACUUGGACGUUAUUCGCGAUGUCGAUCUCAACAAGCUUGAACCUUGGGAUAUUCAAGAGAAGUGUAGAAUAGGCUCGACACCGCAAAAUGAUUGGUACUUUUUUAGCCACAAAGACAAAAAGUACCCGACUGGUACUCGAACAAAUCGAGCCACUGCGGCUGGGUUUUGGAAGGCUACGGGCCGUGAUAAGGUGAUCUACAGCAACUCUAAGCGGAUUGGGAUGAGGAAGACCCUGGUUUUCUACAAAGGCCGUGCUCCUCACGGCCAAAAGUCUGAUUGGAUCAUGCAUGAGUAUAGACUUGAUGACAACAUCUGUGAUACCAAUAAUGUUCCCGAUGCCACCGGAGAUGCAACACAAGAAGAGGGAUGGGUGGUCUGUCGUAUCUUCAAGAAGAAAAACCACCACAAAACCCUAGACAACAACAGCAGUAGCCCUUUCAAUUCAUCUAUAAUCAAUCUCGAAACAACAAGAACCCAAAUACCCACUUCAAGCGACGAAGGCACCUUAGAACAAAUCCUUCACUACUUGGGAAGGAGUUGCAAGAAGGAAGAUCAUCAUGAUUCAACAAUCAACAACACUCCAGGAUUUCUCAUGCCCAUCAUUGACACCACAACCAUCACCAAACACGGCCUCCAUGACAGGUUCAUGAAGCUUCCGAGUCUCGAGAGCCCAAACUCUACAAAUAAUAGCCAACCUUGUUAUCAACAAAUUCAACAACAACAGAUGCUCACAGACAAUGAUGAAACAGGCCUUCGUGACUGGACAGCACUUGAUCGGCUCGUAGCUUCACACCUCAAUGGCCAAACCGAGACUUCAAAGCAAAUAACAUCGUGCUUUAACGAUCCCAACAUGGGUUUCUGCUCCCUUACCUAUCAUGAUCUGCAACUACAGCAGCAAGAGCAGCAGCAGCAACUACGAUCAUCGUCAUCAUCACCGUCCAAUAGGCCGCCUUUCCAUGGCACUCCUUCGCAGGAUGAAAAUGGCGAUUUUGACCUUUGGAGCUUCACACGAUCUUCCUUGUCUUCUACCGAUCCCCUAUGCCAUAUGUCCAACACUCCUGUAUAAUACAUAUAUCAUCAGAGUUUUUCAACAUCGGACGAUACGUAUUUCGAUAUUGUUGUUUAAACCGAUGAUAGAAAUUAACCACUGUUAUAGUUUAUUAUUAUGAUAGGAAUUAUGCAAUAAUAUUGGGUGAUAAUAUUACAUAUGAAUGAAUAAAGUGAAUAAUUGUGAGAUCA